Messenger RNA from Racocetra fulgida, 179 nucleotides. NCBI's taxonomy places the organism in Eukaryota, Fungi, Glomeromycota, Glomeromycetes, Diversisporales, Gigasporaceae. The record is from the annotation of a GenBank genome assembly.
AUUAUUUUCAGAAAUUUUUAUUAAAAUUUGAGCAACAACAAAUUUCUGUACGAUUACUUUCGAAACUAUCAAAUGAAGACUUUAAUAAAUGUGGUGUAGAAACUAUUGGUGCACGUCAAACUCUUCGAGAAUAUGCUGCGAAAUAUAAUAUAAUUUUUACAUCACAUGACAAAUUGUAA